UGUUCAUCAUCAUUAACAUUCAGCUAUCAAUUUCUUUUUUCAUUUAUGUAUUUACUUGGUCAAUUUUACCUUUUUCUUGAAUUUGACAUUACCCGUUAUUUUUCUUGAUAAAGACAUUCAUGUGUGAAUGAGAAAAGUGUGCAUGAUAAAAAGGGUUUGGAUUGAUUCAUGCAAUUGAGUUUUCAUUUGUUUUUUCUUGGUGGGAUUUUUAAUAUUUUGUGGGUUAAAUUUGUUUUUAUGAGUUUUAAAAUGAAAAAAGGUUGAAUCUUUUUGGGAGAGUUUGGGUUUCUUGUGAGACCAGAUUAGGUAUAAUCUUGCAGCUACAAUUUUGUUUAUCUAAAUUUUGAGUCUGGUGAAUUAGGUUCUGUAUUGAAUUGGGUAGGUUAGGUUUCAUAUAUAUUUUUCAGACAAUAGAACAAAUCCCAAUUGGCAACAGUUUCUCCAAAUCAAAGAGUUGAAUAAUUUGGUGGUAGAAGACACUCCGAAUUGCUUCACUGAAGGGUAUCUAGUAAUCUCAAAUUUUGGAGAUUCUCUACUUGAUAAGCUUGUUGAAUUUAGGAGGGAUGAAAUGCCGAUUCAGUAGUUUCAAGCAGUUAUGUCAUGGAAACAACCACUGAUUCAGAGUCACUGCAACCAGAUGCUGUAUUUGACAAUUACAAGGAAGUGAAGGUUAAGCGAUCCCUCAGGCGUGGAAAUCGUAUUGAUUAUCACUUACUUGAUAAAAGCUCCAAAGCAGAAUCUUAUUGUGAAAAAAUCAUGAAGGAUGAUUCUUCCAGGAACACGCAGAAAACUGACAAUAGUUUCGGCUGUUCAGGCAGCCCUCGAAGUCGAAAGAUAUUAGCUAGAUGGAAUUCUGAUGAAGCAUGCAGGCCAAUCAUUGAUGAAGCUCCUGUAUUUUAUCCAACCGAUGAGGAAUUCCAAGAUACACUUGGUUACAUAGCAAAGAUACGCCCAAAAGCAGAAUCAUAUGGAAUAUGCAGGAUAGUUCCCCCUCCUUCCUGGACUCCGCCCUGCCCACUUAAAGAUGAAAGCAUUUGGGAACAUGCUAAAUUUUCGACGAGAGUUCAGCAGGUUGACUUGCUUCAAAAUAGGGAACCUAUGAGAAAGAAAAACAGAGGGCGGAAGCGAAAACGAAGGAGUCAUUCAAGGAUGGGAACUAGCAGGAGACGUUCAAGUCCUGAAGGUUCCGAAGGAAUCAAUAUUUCUGACACUGAUGAGAAGUUUGGAUUCCAGUCAGGGUCAGACUUUACACUUAAAGAAUUUCAAGAAUUUUCCAAUUAUUUCAAGGAGUGUUAUUUUGGGACAAAGGACAUGGAAGAUGACUCGAACACUGAUGGUGUUGAACACAAGAGAUGGGAACCCAAAGUUGAAGAUAUUGAAGGCGAGUACUGGCGGAUCAUUGAGCAGCCAACAGAUGAGGUUGAGGUAUACUAUGGAGCUGAUUUGGAAACUGGAGUAUUUGGUAGUGGUUUCCCGAAAGCAUCAUCUUUGCUGACCGAAAAAAGUAAUUCAGGUCAAUACGUGAUUUCUGGUUGGAAUUUAAAUAACUUUCCACGCCUGCCUGGUUCUGUACUAUGUUUUGAAGGAUGCGAUAUCUCAGGAGUUCUAGUACCAUGGCUUUAUGUUGGGAUGUGCUUCUCAACGUUUUGUUGGCAUGUUGAGGACCACCAUCUUUAUUCACUGAACUAUCUACACUGGGGUGAUUCAAAAAUAUGGUAUGGAGUUCCUGGAUGCAAUGCUUCUACUUUGGAGAAUGCAAUGAGAAAGCAUUUGCCAGAUUUAUUUGAAGAACAACCAGAUUUACUACAUCAAUUGGUCACUCAGCUAUCUCCUUCAGUUCUAAAAUCUGAGGGUGUACCAGUGUAUCGAGCUAUCCAGCACUCUGGGGAAUUUGUCCUUACCUUCCCAAGGGCGUACCAUUCUGGCUUCAAUUGUGGUUUCAAUUGUGCAGAGGCUGUGAAUGUGGCUCCAGUUGAUUGGUUAAAGCAUGGGCAAAGUGCAGUAGAGCUCUAUAGUGAGCAACGUCGCAAGACGUCAUUGUCCCAUGAUAAAUUGCUUCUAGGAUCAGCUAGAGAAGCCAUUCGUGCCCUCUGGGAGCUGUCGAUUCUCAAGAGGGAAAAAAUGGGAAAUUUGAGUUGGGAAAGUUUCUGUGGGAAGGAUGGGAUGCUUACUAAGGCAAUUAAGACAAGGGUUCAGAUAGAACAGCAAAGGAUGGGGAAUCUUCCAACUCUUUUGCAGUUUCAGAAGAUGGAGAAGGACUUCGAUGUGAAAACUGAGAGAGAAUGUUUUUUAUGCUUUUAUGACUUGCACUUUUCUGCUGCCUGUUGUAAGUGCUCCUUGAACCGAUUUGCAUGUCUUAAACAUGCACAUCUUAUUUGUUCGUGUGCACCAGACAAUAGGUUUGUGCUUGUCCGCUACACCAUGGAUGAACUAAACACGUUGAUUGAAGCAUUGGAAGGGAAUUUGAAUGCGGUAAAAGCAUGGGUGUCAGAAGACCUGGGAUUGGCUUCUAUAAAUAGCAAAGAUAGUGAUUUUGUUGAGCUGGGUCAGGAGAGAGAGAUAACCGGAUUUGACUGUCCCAAGGAAAAGAAAAGCCCAUCAUGUCCUCCAAUAACAGAUGGAAGUUUUAAUAUUAACGAGUCUUGCAGUUCUUUGCAUGAUUGUGGUUCUUCAGAAGUAGUCCAGUUGGAUCUGCAGAGAGAAACUUUUAAUUUAUGUGCAUCAGCCAGCAUGAUAGCUGAGCAUAAAGAGGAAGCUCUGGUCAUAACUGAUGAAGGUAAGGUAGGGCUGGAAUGCUGUAUUGAUUUAAAUCUUGAGAGCAUAUCUGAUGAACAAGGAAGUGGGUUGCAACAAAUAUCUGAUAGUUGUGAUAACAAGGUCAUUUUGAACAUGCAUGAAACCUGUAUGCCUAUGUGCAAGCAAGAAAAAAAUUAUAGUCCAGAUGCACGAAGAGAACAAGAUAUCAUACGACCUAGUAGUGAUUGUGAUUCCUCAGUUUCGCAUGGUCUUUCAAACAGAGACCACCCUUCGUGUUCAAGGGAUGUUGCGAAUUGUUGUGCAUCUGAUGGUAAUAAGUUGUUUGGGGUUGAUCUUAGUGUUCCACUGAGCAACUUGUCCAAAACUGAAAACAUGGACCAUUCAGAUGUAAAUGUAUCUCUAACUGGCCAAAUUAGUCAUAUACAAAAGUCGAGCUUCUGCAUUGAUCCUAUUAAUUAUGGAUCUGUAGUUUGUGGAAAGCUGUGGUGCAAUAAGCAGGCAAUAUUCACAAAAGGAUUCAAAAGCCGUGUUAAGUUCUAUAGUGUGCUCAAUCCAAGGAAAAUGAGUAGCUAUAUAUCAGAAAUUUUGGAUGCUGGGCUCCUUGGUCCUUUAUUUAAGGUUACUUUGGAGGAAUGUCCAAGCGAGAACUUUGCAAAUGUCUCGGCAGAGAAGUGUUGGGAAAUGGUGCUGCAAAGUCUAAGUCAACAAAUCAGAAGGCAGACCAGCUCAGGGAUACAAGGACUGCCCCCUUUGCAUCCUUUAUGGAGCAUUAAUGGGCUUAAAAUGUUUGGAUUUCUCUCCCCACCUAUUGUUCAGGCUAUUGAGGCUCUUGAUCCAAAUCAUCAGUGCUCUGAGUACUGGAAUCACAAGCUUAUAUUCAAGGCAGAGAAGGUGGAAAAUUUGAAUGAAUUUCCUGAAGUGCCUAUGACUUCUGCCAAUGCUUGCAAUGAAGAGAGGUGCCCUUUGGUAACAAGUUGCUCCGGAGGGGAAACAGAUGCAACAAUAUUUGGUUAUAAUAUAAUGAAGCGCGAGGAGGAUAAUUCAGUUAUAGGUAGCUGCAAUAAUUCAGUUGAUAAAGAGUUACAAUCUGUACUUCAAGGAUUGUUGAAGAAGGCAAAUCCUGAAGAACUGAAAAUAAUGCAUAGAAUUCUGUGCAGUGAGUCAAGAAGCCCUGAAUGGAGAGUGGCACUCACAACAUUGACUGAAGAGAUCCAGAAAACAUGUAGAUAAGGAACACAAUAAGGUCUCGUCAUCCUUUCUUGUUCGAGGUAGCAUCUGACUUCAUUCCCUUAUUUAUUAGGCCAAUUCUUUCAAACGCCAUGAGACACACAGAGAGAGAGAGAGAGAGAGAGAGACUGAUUUGAGUUGUGCACCGAUAUUUGCAUGUGCAGACUCGCGAAAUAGGUUUUGGUCUUCCAUUUUGUGAAACAUGUCACAGUGAGGGCUUCUUGUAAAUUAGAAUACCUGGUGGCUCUUUUUGUUUCAAAAUACAUGUCAAUUUAGUUUUGAAGUCUUCUCAUCAAUAGAUGCUAGUGCAACACUCUAACUC
Messenger RNA from Cornus florida, 4306 nucleotides. RefSeq names its product lysine-specific demethylase JMJ18-like. Gene Ontology annotation, cellular component: nucleus. Gene Ontology annotation, biological process: chromatin remodeling. NCBI's taxonomy places the organism in Eukaryota, Viridiplantae, Streptophyta, Magnoliopsida, Cornales, Cornaceae. Gene Ontology annotation, molecular function: histone H3K4me/H3K4me2/H3K4me3 demethylase activity. The coding region runs from base 601 to 3987 and encodes 1128 amino acids. The record is from RefSeq and is a predicted model, not a curated record. The transcript has 12 exons.